CAAAAGAACCUCUUAUCUAAACGUUACGUUCAAUUUCCGGUGAUGACGACGCACAAUCUCGCCGCCGGAGAUUUUUCGCUCCGUUUUUCCUCAUCCACCGGCUCUCACCGCCGGAACUCUAUCCGAGCCGUUGCGGCGGAAGCGGUCCAGGUGCGGCUGCCGGCACCGAGCCUUUACGAGGUGCUGCGAAUCGAGCGCCACGCGUCGCCGACGGAGAUCAAGUCGGCUUACCGGAGCCUCGCGAAGCGCUACCAUCCCGACGCGGUGGUGCGGCAUUCGGCAGAGAACGUCAGAACUGGCGAAGCCGCCGACGGAAACUUCAUUCAGAUCCGAAGCGCGUACGAGACGCUAUCGGAUCCAUCGGCAAGGGCGAUGUACGAUCGAACGCUGACGGCGGUGAACGGCGGAAGACACCGCCAGUUUCCGGUUCCUCUUAGUCAGAAUGACUCGUCGACGUUUUACGCGACGCGGAGAUGGGAAACGGACCAAUGCUGGUAGGCGGAGCUUGCUUCGGAUGCUUAACUUCGCUCGGGCGAUUAACAGAAAAGUGUGGAUUGAAUCACAGGCAAGAAAGGAAUCGCUGACUGAAAAUGAUGUGCAGAAAUUACUGACUUAGAUGUAUACAUUAAACAGACUGAGCGAAAAAGUGGGAGGAUGAGGCAAAUUUUGCUUUGUUUCUUUUUGUGAGAAUGUAAAAUGUUUUGGUUGUGUGAAUACCUAUUUUCAAAA
This is a messenger RNA of Vigna unguiculata (cowpea), 729 nucleotides long. Its product is annotated as chaperone protein dnaJ 11, chloroplastic-like. NCBI's taxonomy places the organism in Eukaryota, Viridiplantae, Streptophyta, Magnoliopsida, Fabales, Fabaceae. The record is from RefSeq and is a predicted model, not a curated record.